This is a messenger RNA of Anopheles coustani, 2648 nucleotides long. It is a transcript of the gene DZIP1, whose product is annotated as cilium assembly protein DZIP1L. Bases 115 to 2535 code for a protein of 806 amino acids. Gene Ontology annotation, cellular component: ciliary basal body; cytoplasm. The record is from RefSeq and is a predicted model, not a curated record. Lineage: Eukaryota; Metazoa; Arthropoda; Insecta; Diptera; Culicidae. The transcript has 2 exons. Gene Ontology annotation, biological process: cilium assembly.
CAUUAUCAAUAGUGACACAGAUGCGAACACUACACGGAAAGCAAAUAAAGCUAGCAAAUCGUGAUUUUGAGAAUCAAUAUUACGUGAAUCGUUCGAAGUUAUUGUUCUAGAAGAAUGUCUUACAAGUGGCAUCAUAACUUUCCGAAAAUUGCCCGCGAAGCAGGUUUUAUGAUACGUGAGCUUUCGAUCGGACAUUGCAUCGACUGGCGAUUUGUAGCUUCUAUCGACCCCUAUAACAUUGUCAGUGAACAGGAUUACGAAAAACUGGAUGAGUUUAUUCCUCACAUAUCGGAAGUACCUAUAGGGACUGUGCUAAACAAUCGUAUCUUGGACCCAGCGAUUGGAAAAUACUUUAUACUUGCUCAGUUUAGCAUACAAUAUUUGCUCUUCUGCAAACAGUUUCUCGACGAGACGGUGGUAGAAAUCAGAAACACACUGCAAGGAUUACAAAACGAAAAUGUGCGUCUGGAAAAGAUGAACAAAAAACGCACCGAAGAGACAGUUCUUCUACAGAGAAAGAUACAACGUAUUGAAAACAUCAACCAUCAGCAACAUUCGCAACAGGCCACAGUUUUUUCCUGUACGAAGUGUACGAAAAAUUUCAUUACCAUGGAUUUGUUGAAUGCCCACAUCGUUCGCAAGCAUGCCAACCCCCGUUCGGUAGAGAAUUCCUACGAAAGAAAACCAUCCAAUACCGACACAAGCCUUAUCAAUACGAUCAAGUUGGAGUUAGAGGUUAAACAGCUAAAGGAACGUUUAAACGUAGCGGAAAAGGAUCUUCUUGAUCAUCGAUCUAAGCACCAUCAGUGUGUCGGUUGUUCAGAGAACAAAACUAGUGGGCACGAUGAUUUAAAAGCCAAAGUUCUCCACAGUAUCGGCAUCCAAAGCAACUUGGUCGAUGAUAAAGAUUUAAAUGAAAAAGAGGCACAAACGCAAACUGAACCAAAAAUUAUUGAUACAGCUCCAAUCCCACUGGACCCACCGAUACAAACUGUACAUCAAGACGAAACGAUUUCCAAAUCAGAUCUACAGUCUUUCAUUGAAGAACAGAAGCGGCUCUUAGAAUGCUGGAAGGAUGCGGAAAGGCAAAAAUUCAACGAAGAAAUUGAAGUUGUUAAGCAAAAUCUAUUGGAUGCCAUUAGUGCGAUGCACACAACUGAAAAAACGCAACCCGUAUCGGUUAGUGAUGAAGUGAUAUGGAAAGAACGAUACCAAGAACUUGAGCAAAUGUUCGAAAACAGUCAGCAAAAGACGAGGGAUACAAUGACGACAUUUGAGAAGGAGUAUACACACAAAAUGGAUCAUCUAGAAUCUCUCCUUUCAAAAAUGAUGCUUCCGGAAAGCAACGAAAAGUUGAUGAACAACAAUCCUGCUCAGACCAUUGAGCCUGCUGCACAUAAAUCGGUGCAAUUGAGAACGGUAACCCUUCCGGAAAUUGUUAUCGAAGGAGAAACUUGUCACAGUAACACAAACUGCACUGAUAUUUUGGGCAAAAGCAAUAUUUUAAACAAAUUUAUUUCUUCCGAGUCUGAAAGAACUGAGAGUGAUGAAGAAUUAAAACACCUAGAAUCAUCCACAGCACCUAAAGAAAGUCCUCCAGUAGUACGUGAGCCAACUCAUCAGGCAUCUACCGCACCUUCGCCAAAGAAACAGAUUUUAAGCCAAUUCCGCGCUCGGCUGAAGAUGAUAGGAAUCGAUGCUAAGUCGAAACAACUUUCGGGCGACGGUUUAAACGAUGCGUGCGAAGCUCUAGCUAAUCGGCGAGACGCUAUCAAGAAGAAACAUAAAAAUUUCUUCAUUACUCGCAAUCAGCUCCUAUCCAAAGUAGAUCAAAUGGCACGAGUGAGAACCAAUGCUCCAUCAAGUCAUGUUACAAAGAAUACUCCCGAGGGGGAAGAUAAAACAAUAAUGGGCAAUGACGUUAAACUCUCAUCUAUUGCUAAGAUGCCUACGAAUGCUACUCGCUUGAAAUUCUCUCCAAAACUAGAAUUAUUACCAACGAAGCACAUAGUUCAGUUUCCCGGCACGCAUCUCACAUCUGAUAUGAACAUUUUUAAAACCAAUUCCAGCACGCCUGCACUAUCCAGGCCCGUUAUAAAACUCUCCGGAGACGACGUCAUCACGGUACACGCCGAGGCACAACCUGUCUUCGGCAAUAAGCCACCGUCACGUAGUCCUAUUGCCACCAAACGACGAUCUUCUAUUUCAAGCCAACAGGUGGAAAAACUGCUGGAUACGCCUAUAAAAAGUAUCAACACAAUAAAAUCAGCUUCCGAUCGACAUGCACUGAUUGAAAUUGAAAUGGAAGAUAAUAGUUCAGACAUCAGUGAAAUCUUGGACACGGUACCAGCUCAACCAAAACCCAUUCCUAAGAAGCGAGUGUUGUUCAACUUGGACAAGAAAGGCAACGCCAAUGGAACAGGGAAAGACAAUACUAAUGUAACAUCGAACAGUGAAUAUAAAACAAUUGUAAGGCGUUCAAAAUUCGAGGAGGAAUCUGAUUGGAAUAUCAGUAGCUUCGAUGAAGAUAAAUAAAAUGAUAUUGACAACCAAAGAUUUAAAUGUUUUUCUUAUUAUUUCACUAAUCACUACAUUGUUAUGCAAUGUUUGAUUAGGAUAUCACUUUAAAUAUAGUGAAUCAUCGUGAG